Molecule: messenger RNA, 2532 nt
Organism: Rattus rattus (black rat)
Lineage: Eukaryota; Metazoa; Chordata; Mammalia; Rodentia; Muridae
Product: low-density lipoprotein receptor-related protein 1B-like
Exons: 14
Coding region: 1-2532 (843 amino acids)
Molecular function (GO): protein binding; calcium ion binding
Source: RefSeq, a predicted model, not a curated record
AUGUAUGGCAAAAUCGUGGAGGAAGAGGGACAAAGAACCUGGACAUUUAGCACUGUCAUUCUUGGGAGUAAAUAUUUUCAUAUUGGAGAUCAAGAUGAAUGUAGCAUUUAUGGUACUUGCAGCCAGACCUGCAAGAAUACAUACGGAUCCUACAUUUGCAGUUGUGUGGAAGGCUACAUAAUGCAGUCAGACAACAGAUCUUGCAAGGUCAAAAAUGAACCUUCAGAUAAGCCACCAAUGUUACUAAUUGCAAGUCCUGAAACAAUUGAGCUCUUCUACAUCAAUGGAAGCAAAAUGACAACUCUAAGCUCAGCUAACAGAAAUGAAAUCCAUACUCUAGAUUUUAUUUAUAGUGAAGAAAUGAUUUGCUGGAUUGAAUCAGGAGAAUCUUCUAAUCAACUCAAAUGUGGCCAGAUGACAAAAUCAGGAAGAUUGAUAGAUCAAAGGAUAAUUAACAGUCUUCAAUCCUUCCACAAUGUGGAACAAAUGGCAAUUGACUGGCUUACCAGAAAUAUCUACUUCGUGGACCAUGUCAGUGACCGGAUCUUUGUUUGUAAUUUCAAUGGCUCUGUGUGUGUCACCCUGAUUGAACUGGAGCUUCACAAUCCUAAGGCCAUAGCAGCAGAUCCCAUCGCAGGAAAACUUUUCUUUACCGACUUUGGGAAUGCUCCCAGAAUCGAGAGAUGUGAUAUGGAUGGGAUGAACAGAACAAGGAUAGUUUAUUCGAAGACAGAGCAGCCGUCUGCCCUGGCUUUGGACCUCAUCAACAGACUGGUUUAUUGGGUAGAUCUCUACUUGGACUACGUGGGAGUAGUAGACUACCAAGGCAGAAACAGGCAUACGCUUGUUCAAGGCAGACACGUUAAACAUCUCUAUGGCAUAACUGUAUUUGAAGAUUAUUUAUAUGCAACCAGUUCCGAUAACCUCAAUAUCGUACGAAUAUACAGAUUUAAUAGCACUGAUAUUCACUCAAUAAUUAAAAUGGAAAGUGCUCGAGGAAUCCGAACAUAUCAGAAGAGAACCCAGCCAACAGUAAGAAGCCAUGCCUGUGAAGUGGAUGCAUAUGGAAUGCCAGGGGGAUGUUCACACAUCUGUCUGCUCGGCAGCAGCUAUAAAACAAGGACCUGUCGCUGCAGGACGGGCUUCAACAUGGGGAGUGAUGGCAGGUCAUGCAAAAGGCCAAAGAAUGAAUUGUUCCUCUUUUAUGGGAAAGGACGCCCAGGAAUUGUUAGAGGAAUGGACUUGAAUACCAAAAUAGCUGAUGAAUGCAUGAUCCCCAUAGAAAAUCUGGUAAACCCCCGUGCUUUAGAUUUCCAUGCGGAAGCUAAUUAUAUCUACUUUGCUGACACGACCAGUUUCUUAAUUGGCCGGCAGAAGAUAGAUGGCACAGAGCGAGAAACCAUCCUGAAAGAUGAUCUGGAUAAUGUAGAAGGUAUUGCAGUGGACUGGAUUGGAAAUAACCUUUAUUGGACCAAUGAUGGUCACAGAAAAACCAUUAAUGUGGCCAGGCUGGAAAAAGCUUCUCAGAGCCGGAAAACUCUGCUGGAGGGAGAAAUGUCUCAUCCAAGAGCAAUUGUGGUAGAUCCAGUCAAUGGUUGGAUGUAUUGGACAGACUGGAAGGAAGAUAAAAUUGAUGACAGUGUUGGAAGGAUUGAGAAGGCUUGGAUGGAUGGAGUCAAUCGACAGAUUUUUGUGACUUCGAAAAUGCUGUGGCCAAAUGGUUUAACACUAGACUUUCACACCAGCACAUUAUAUUGGUGUGAUGCCUACUAUGAUCAUAUUGAGAAAAUAUUUUUGAAUGGAACGCACCGAAAGAUUGUAUACAGUGGAAAAGAGCUGAACCAUCCUUUUGGCCUGUCACAUCAUGGGAAUUAUGUAUUCUGGACAGAUUACAUGAAUGGUUCAAUUUUUCAACUCGAUUUGGUGAGCAGUGAGGUGACGUUGCUGAGGCACGAAAGAGCACCCCUGUUUGGGCUUCAGAUUUAUGAUCCACGGAAACAACAAGGUGACAAUAUGUGCCGCAUUAACAAUGGGGGCUGUGGCACGCUCUGCCUCGCCAUUCCAGCAGGCCGUGUGUGCGCCUGUGCUGAUAAUCAGCUUUUGGAUGAAAAUGGAACUACUUGCACAUUCAAUCAUAGCUGCCCGGAGGAUCAGUUUAAAUGCCAGAAUAAUCGUUGUAUCCCCAAGAGAUGGCUUUGUGAUGGAGCAAAUGAUUGUGGGAGCAAUGAAGAUGAGUCUAACCAAACCUGCACAGCCAGAACUUGUCAAGCUGACCAAUUUUCUUGUGGAAACGGGCGCUGCAUUCCUACAGCAUGGGUAUGUGACCGAGAAGAUGACUGUGGUGACCAGACAGAUGAAGUGACAUCCUGUGGUAAGUUAAGAAUGGGUUGUGCUUUAGGAAACAUGUCAGAUACAGUGCACUGGCACUGCAUUUCCCUUAUCAGCUAUCUCUACAUGAAUAGGACUUUACUUUCAUUACAACUCUUUGAACAUGACUUUCAAUGCCUGCUUCAGAACAGAUCUUGGUCAUGA